Messenger RNA from Coregonus sp. 'balchen', 32984 nucleotides. Lineage: Eukaryota; Metazoa; Chordata; Actinopteri; Salmoniformes; Salmonidae. The record is from the annotation of a GenBank genome assembly.
AUGGCACUGAGCCCUCUCCACAGUGAAAACUGCUUCUGGCGUCCGCUGAUGAUGUCACAAGUGAGCACUCUAUUGCCUCUCCUAAUGGCUCUCAGAAGGAGCGUGUAGCACAAGGGGGAGCAAAGUACGGUCCGCCGGGCACUUCAAUCUGGCCCGAGAUAUAUUUUUUUACAUGUAUUAAAUAUUAUUAUAUAUGAGUUACGAUUUUUGGCCUAAAAUGACUCAUUCCAUGAUAUACAAACAAUCUCCAAUAGAUGGCGCUGUAGCCUGGCAGCGCGCAUUUGGGCCUACAGUCAGAUUCAGAAUGUGCUCAGUCAUCAUAGCCACUUCAUUGCUUGACGACUUUUCACGUGAAAAAUUUGUGCUACGAAAAUGAGAACUCUGAAUGCCGUGUGUUUAAAGAAGAAUGGACAGCAAAAUACUUUUUUACUAAUAUUGGACGUAAGGCGUCUGGUACUAAUAUUGGACGUCUGAUAUGCCAAGAAAGUGUUGCCGUUUUUAAGGAAUAUAAUCUCAAUCGUCAUUUUUCAAACAAGCAUGCUAGCUACGCUAGCAAUCUGUCCUCUCAGGAAAAGACAAGGAAGGCCUCAAAACUUGCCACAAGCUUAAAAACCCAACAAAAUACAUUUACAAAACGGUGCUCUACUCAAGACUCUGUAACUAAGGCAAGAUACGUAGUGGCACAUAAAAUCGCUAAGCAUAGCAAGCCUUUUGCUGAAGGGGAGUUUGUGAAAGAGUGUAUGGUGGAGACUGCUGGUAUACUUUGUCCUGAGAGUAAAAGCCAAUUCGAGAAAAUUAGCUUAUCACGCAGAACCAUCACCAGGCGCGUGGAAGUGAUAGGUGAAGAGCUAAUCUCAGAGUUCUCUGUAUUAUUCAUCAGGAAGCCCUGUAUAAAAGUGUGUUAAAGCUGGAAAAUGUUGUCAAAGUGGUUGUAAAACUUGUCAACUUUAUACGGGCAAGGGCUUAGCCAUCGUCAGUUAAUUCAGCUGCUCAAUGACAGAGGCAGAGCACCAGGACUUGUUGUACCAUUCAAAUGUUCGCUGGCCAGGCCUGGGGAAAGUAUUUUGCUGUGUGUGGGAACUGAGAGGGGAGAUGGGUAUGUUCCUUGAUACGGUUGGUAAAGCUGACGACUUAUCCGAGUUGAAGGACACAGACUGGCUGGGCGACUUUGCUUUCGGUGUGGACAUAUUGGGGCAUCUGAACAAUCUAAAUGUGAAACUGCAGGGAAAUUGUGUUUUUGUGCAUGAACUGUAUUCCAACGUGAAAGCAUUCAAGGCCAAACUUAUGUUGUUCUCCAGACAAAUGAGCAGCUGGUCUCUCGCUCAUUUUCCGACACUGGCCGCACUGAACGCGCCCACAUCGCAGUGCCGCACUGACACAUACAGUAGCACUUUGAUCAACCUGUAUGCUGAAUUUUACCGCCGCUUCUCAGACUUCACCAAGAUUGAGACUGAGCUGGAGCUUGUAUCAUGCCCCCUGUCUUUCGACAGUGAGAAAGAACCACCAGACACACAAUUGGAGUUCAUCGACAUCCAAUGUGACAGUGCUUUGAAGAAGAAGUACAAAACAGCAACAAUAGACCAGUUCUAUGGCUCACUGAAUGAAACAAAGUUUCCAAACAUUAAAAAGCACGCCCAAAGGAUGCUUGUUUUAUUCGGGUCCACAUAUGUGUGUGAACAAACGUUCUCAGUCAUGAAUUACAACAAAUCCCAUCACAGGUCAAAUUUAACAAAUGACCACUUGUCAGCUGUUCUGAGAAUCUCUACAUCAAAGAUGACACCAGACUUUGAUGCCCUUGCCAAGAGAGGUGACCAGACCCAUUGUUCACAUUAAGACUCAAAUAACUGUGACUGGGUAGGCAAGGAUUACGCUUUUUCAUGGUGAUGGUUUUGCAGUGAGAAUUAUCCAGUAAUGCACUUGGAUACAGGUAAUAACUAAUCAGUCAGAUUUGGGCAAAGGUGAUUGGAUAACUGUACAUAUGGCUCACAAUGGAGAUGAGAAUUGUUCCUUAAUAUACUUUCAAAAACAGAACAUUCCAAAUGAAAUGGCCGUUUAUUUUUACACAUCUGCUGUUACAUUUUGCAUGUCUCCAGUCAUAAUAUACAGUGCUGCUUGAAAGUAUGUGAACCUCUUGUGCAAUUACAGAUUUGUUCAGUUUUUACCAUGAAAUCUUCAUUUAAUCAGUAUUUUUGCUCUGACAUAACAGGUUUAUAUUUACAAAUACCAUAUGUUGGUGUAGAGGAAAUCAUGCGUCUCGUACAAAAACAAUGUUAAAAAGGAAUUCAUGCAGGUGCAAAAAUAAGUGAACCCCAAGUUGCAUUGGUUAAAUCAAGAAGGUAAGUAGAAUCAGGUGGGUAAAUAAUUAGCUACCAAAUGAACCAAUCAAAGGAGAGAUCGUUAGGAAAGAGUUUGGGCAGGACUCUGAUAAAUAGAGAUAAGAAACCUUGUCAGUUUGGGGUUACCCAUCCAGGUGAAUGCAAAGCACACCAUGCCGAGAGGAAAGGAGAGCUCAGAAGACAUCAGGAUGAGGGUAGUGAGAGCCCAUCAGUCAACAAGACAACGACCCAAAGCAUGCAAGCAAAUCUACCAAAGAAUGGCUCAGGAGAAAGAAGAUUUGUGUUUUGGAUUGGCCAAGUCAAAGUCCUGACCUAAAUCCAAUCGAGAUGAUGUGGCAGGACCUGAAGCGGGCAGUUCAUGCCAGACACCCCUCAAACCUCACUCAAUUGGCUGAGCUCUGUAAGGAGUGGGCAAAAAUCCCUCAAAACAGAUGUCGGAGACUGAUUACGGGCUAUAGGAGACGAUUAGUCCAAGUUAUCACUGCUAAUGGAGGUGCCACAAGCUAUUGACUGAAGGGGUUCACAUAUUUUUGCACACAUCAAAUCUGAGUUUCUGUUAAAUAAACCACUUUUGUUAAAUAAAGUCAUUUACUUGGAAUGUCUAUAUUACGAAUUGGGGUUUAGAUUUUAUGUUUAUUUUAAUAUUUUAUAGCAAAAUAAUGACCAACCCUGUAGGGUUCACAUACUUUCAAGCAGCACUGUAUAUCUAUUUUUAAGUUUGCAUAUUGUGACUGUAAGUUUGAUUGUACUUUACAAGGGUAGAGAUGCAGGAUCUGUGUGUGUGUUUGACCGUGUCUGUGAUGUUAUAAAUUAUAUCAAUUGUGUGAAAAAUGUGUGAGAAAUGUGUUCACAAAAAACAAGGGUAGAGAUGGUACAAGAGUAGAAUUGUUCUGCAAGCAUAUGUACACCUACAGUACACUAGUAGUUGCGUGUCAAUGUGAAAAUGAAUAAAGGCAUCACAUGUUUUGUCACUCAUAUAGUAUGUGGCCCUUCACUUGGUUUCAAAAACUCAAUGUGGCCCUUGAGCCAAAAGGUUCCCACCCGGUUGUAGAUAUUUCCCCAUUAUGAAGAGCAUAAACCGACGCAUCUGUCCUCUCCUUCAGAGAUCCCACCGCGUCACCGAGCCGCUGAGAGCUAUGCUGGACCUAAGUACUCGUUUGAGAGAGGCGGCCAGAUGUGCAAACUGGUGGUUAUUGGCGACAGGGACUCUGCUAGGAAACGGGCGCAAAAUGAGACUCGGUCUUGAUACGGGCCAAGGUGGACACCGGGAAAGGUGUAUAUCUGUUGCUCAAAUCAGCGUCUGCAGGUAUGUCCUUUAAACUGGAAACACACCUGUUUUGAAAUCCAGUGCCUUCCUGGUCCCGGCGACUUAGCCUCACUGCUGUCACCACCCACCACACCCACGCACCGCUGACACCCCACACCCACACACCACCCACCCUACACACACACCCCACCCACACCCACAAACUAGUAUUUAGCUAUGACAGGGACCAGGAACCUGCGCGGCAAUGACAUGGCACUGGCACUUCUUGAGCUGUACUCCUCACACCCCGGCUGCUGUUUAUUGAUCUGCUAUCCUGAGGGAAUUGCGGUUGCCAAACCGGCGCUUUAUUGUAUUGAAGAUACGUGAGCCUUGAGGAUUUGGAAUGAGGACGAGGAAGACUCGUGAUUAGGGAUUACACAUUCACACACUUACAGUGCACUUCCGCUUCCUUUCAACAACAAACAAAGACUGAAAACCUCAGUGCAACCCCUCUCACCCCACUCGUACCCCCCACUGAUGUCGUCCGAGUGAAGAUAACACCGUACACCUCACCUUGGACAAGACCACUCCCACCCCUGGCCUUUUGCAUCCCUUAAACAGACAGAUAUCUGUCUUGCUUUUAACCUUCCUCCUAGUUCAUAUAGUACAUUUCUCUGUUUUUAACCUAGCUUUCUCUAACGUGCAACUAAGGCAUUUGAAGCCUUGUCCAUCCAUUGACCAUCAUGCGCCUUGCUUAUGAGCGCCUAUAACGGAUCCUGGCUCCUGCAAUCUCCACCGUGUUAUGGGGGCUGUCCUGGGUCACUCUUCACAGUUUAAGUCCCUUUUUGAAGGUGCCAGCAUCCCCGAUACCAGGUCCCCCUAGACAAAUUUCGUGUCCCGCUUUGCAAAGGACCAUUAUCCGCUCUCUCGCUCUUUUACUCCCCUUUCCGCCAACCCUUAGGUCGGGCUACCUCUAUUCAACUCUAGAGCAUGUUUAUUGUACUCUCAGCUAUGGUUGACAUCGCUCUACGUUUGGAAACGUUUGGUGUGGGAGACCCCGAGCCAUGUGAGACGUCGAGCUUUUGCAGGCCUGUCAUCUCUCUGUUAGCUCUGGUUUCAUGUCACCCCACUCUCUGAAGGCUGUCCCCUCUCGCUUUCCCACGUGUGUAACUGUCCCCCCACUAUUACACUCUUUCCAUCUUCUUGUUUUCCCCUCGUUCGCCGUUUUAGAACUUUUUUCCUGGCGCGAUUAGUCGUUGCAUUCGCGGAUUCGUCGUUUGUCAGACAUUAUUCUUUCUCAACGAGAUCAGAGCGAGUGGGGCUUCUUUUGCUCGUCUGUUGCCCCAGAGAAUCGUCAUACCGUCCGAUGUAUCCCCUCCUCCCACUAUCACCCCGCUUCCGUGGCCAAGCAUGAAGCGAAGCACGGUCACUCGGUGCAAUUCACCCCCGGGCCUAUACUCUGCGCCACCUUGUCCAGGGGGUCUUUGUUGUGGCCACCCGUGUCAGACUCAAGUUGAGUAGCCUAGUGCCUCUUGUUCAGAAAAUGAUUUUCUAGCGUGCACCUCUCCCUUAGGGUGCCACCCCUAUCUUGUACUUUUUCGGGCGUGUCACGCCCACACAGACCGAGCUCCUUUUUCUCUCUCCUCUGCAAAUUAGCACGAUCCUCAACACCACCACAUACACCAACCAACUUUACCAAAGCGGCCUAUGAGCGGGCUGGGGACAAUCCACAGUUUCAACUACACUGCUCGUCCGCGAUUGUCACAAAUUACCCAGCCAUCCCUAUAAGGCAAACCCGAAGACGCACCGUAACUCUGGCUUAGCACAGUACAUACCGCUGCCAGCCCCCAACAUGGCAAAAUGAGGUGUCCACCUAUCUUAUCGCUCAUUAGCAGCAUGUGGUCUGAUCAUUUCCAGUGACCGACUUUGUCAGAGCAUUUUACCCCUUGAAAAUGAGCGAUGAUAGGAUAGGGUAGCUCAACGUUGUAAAGCGCCGGAAUUAGGAAUAAUCAUGACCACUUUUUGAAUCUGCAUUCCCCAGCUUCGCCAGUAGCCCCCACACCGUUGACCGGCUCCCAUUUCAAACACAAGUGUCAUGCUUUCAAUGGAUUUGCUAACCCCAACAUGCUCGUUUCCCCCCGCUCCGCCCUCCCGCUUACACCGAGCAGAGAGUUUAAUCAGGGUUACUUCUCCCCAGUUUCCAUGCCCGGUUGCCAAAUCAAUCGGGGAAGAGCAAGUCCAUGGUUUACAGAGGAUUGGGCAGUACAACAGGAUCAGAGUUCAAGCCGCCAUGAGGAACGAGUAGCCUUGUCCCGUAACGUCUAGUGUCCGUGGUGAGCCAAAAGGAAGGUUUCCGGUAGUGGAAAGCCGGAUGGUUUUCCCGUUGGCCGGCGUUAAGCGGAGGCAGGAGGUCAGGCUUCCAAUAUCUGGGUAGUCUUGACUAUGAUUCUGCGAUGAGUGUGACGCCAUUUUGUGAUUCGGCAACCCCCUAAGGAAGCUGAUUUGAUCCCGGUGUCCCGAUCUCCAUGGUGACCUGAUGAUGACAGCCCUUUGGAACCCUUGUGGACCCCAAUAACUCGCACACACUACAGAUCUACCGACUCCUGCUUCUAAUCAACCCCCCGGACAGGCACAGCGCCUGGGAGGGGGCCAUUCUUUCAGCUUUUUUUAAUGCACCCAACAGUGUUUCCUCCUUUCCGAACCGCUGACUUGGUUGCAAGCACAACGUAAGCUCUCGUCAGCAGCCACAGAGCGUGAGCAAGAAUGGGCUGACACUUCUCUGAGCUCGUCAGGGUACUCGAAUUCCAGUAACCCCCACGCCUGCACCAAUGGCAUUCUCCAGCCGGGGAUGUUGACGCACCCCCUUCCCGGAUGGCCGAACACGGGGGGAUUCCGCCUUACUCGGGAUGUGUAACCCCCUAGGAAAUUCCACGACUCUGCUUUCCCCUCCCCAGAUGUCUCCUUAUUGGAAACACUUAUUCAUGUUCUGAAGCUUGCAUUCCGUGGGACAGACUAAAGGUACCGUUACUAGGAGCCCUAACCCCCAAUCCACCCUAGGUACUGGAAAAAACCACGACCCCGGCGGCGAAAUUCCAGAUAGUCGUUCCGGAGGUUAUUCAAGUGUAGACAGGAACCCACCCCACGAUUCCCCUGGGCUUGGACGGCCAGUGGGGACGAGAGGUGCGGGGGCACACAAGCACGUCGGUACGUUGUCGCUCACCCGUCCACACCGGUUGAAUCUGGGAACACCAUGAAACGGUUGGAUCUUAUGAACCCCCUCCGUAGGGGCAUCGGAACGCAGGAGAGCAGGAUUAGCCCUUCAUAUCGCGUCCUGCAGGGGGUUAGGUUGCGCUUGCCGGCCGACGCUGGUGAUUAAAAAGAUUACCUUGUCGGACAGUAUCUCUACUUGAAGACGAGAAACAGUUGCCUAUAAAAACGCGGUCUCCUAAUCCUCCGGCGCCCCUCCCCUUCUACAGGGAAUCGCUCCCAAAUCUUUUCUAUGAUGAUACUGAGUAUCACCAUGCCCCUUGCCAAUUCAAGGUGCGACCUGACUUAAGACACUCCCCCUGUGAACAGGAGACGUGAGGUAAACGGGGAAGCUGUGUCCCGCUUGUGAGCCUGGCGUUGGCUUGCCUCUCGCAGUGACGCCGAAUGCGCCUGGGACAGAGUCUCAACCCUGGCCGUUCCGCCAGACCUCCUGUAUGCACGGUCGCCCGCAGCAGGUGGGGCACUGCGACCCGGAUGGUAACCCGCCAUUUCCCUCUCUUCGAGGACCGGGAUAUUCCGAGGGGAGGUUCGAUAACCCAGAGCCACACCCAGACUAACGGGAGGACAAACAAGAUUGGACAUGGUAAGCUAACGUAGCUUCUAAACUGGGUGCCACUCGUUAUGAGCAUAUUCCCCACCCCCAUGGUCUGGUCCACUACCCGCAUUGUGGAAUCCGCCCCACAUAGUCCCCAGGGUUAGUACCCCUGUGUGGAUGACAAGCGCACUUUGGAGCCCCCCGAAUGAGAGUCUGUUUGGCUUCCAUUAUCUCUUUCUUUAUUUCCAUUUAUCCUGGUUUGCAUCUAGCGGAGCCGUUUUGGGCUGGGGCCCCGUGUGGGGGGCCGGUGUGUCUGGGGACCCCCCCCUUUUUUUUGGUUGAUAUCCCCUUUUGAGCGAGAGGACAUUGGACCAGGCCUGGUAUGUGAUGGAACCGCUAACAAAGCUUUAUGCACGAACGCCUCGCAUCAUUACCUGGGGGCUACAACUGGGGACCCCUCGCCGAGACACUAUCAGAGGUGAUAUUGGAUGACCAGGAUGAGCGGUCAUGCUUUUACGGAUCAUGUUUCAACCAACUAUCCAGCCGCCCUCUGCCUCUGGCUUGUGGGCCAGUAGUUUAGGUCCCCCCAUUGAGGGCCAAACCCCACCACAUGAAUUCCUUGCGAACUUAUGAAAAACGAUCAAUCACCGCCACAAGAACGCAGGCUUCCCAGAUCGAGCUGGGGAAGUCCCCGUGAACACCAAAUCUUUUCCCUCAGUAUAUGUGCGACCACGUGGCGCUGUGCGUAUUGGACUUAGAGCGUCGCUGUCGUAGAUGACCUCACCGGUGGGCCCUGCCCCCGGUUGGAGUUUUUUACACUUCGCGGGCAUCAGACAAGUACAUGACAUAGCCACCUCCCAACCUGACCCCCUUUAGGUGCGUCGCAUGUUCCCUCAAAGAGUGUCCGCCUCCAGCUCUCUAGGGGCCCUACCAGAACUGCUCACGUUACGCACCAACCCGUCAAGGGUCCUACCCACGACGCUCUAUACACCUUCUUUUCACUACCAGCCUCUGCUACUGCGCUGCCCUGCUUCUUCCUCCGGUUUCUGGUGACACGGUAACGGGCCGAGUACGACUUUGCAUCUCCCACCAGGAUCUUUUGUGUUUCUUUUAAAGCACACUCAGUUGUACCUCGACACCCGAUGGGCCUAUCGAUUCUCAAGGUCCUAUUAUAGGCCCGGUAAACAGCGAUGCCCCAAACCUUGCGGUACGGUAUGGAGGACCCCUUUCCCUAUCCUGUUAUUUAUUCCGUCACAGCCUUGGCAGUGCGGUGCGAGCACUACGCUGUUGUUUGCUUGCCGCGACCAUCCACUCUUUAUCUACAUGCUCUAUGUUGUUAAUCCACGACCUCGGCACCCCCGUCGUGGAGCACCCUCGUUUCUCCUUGCCUGUCUCCCUCCCCCAACCCUCCCCCUCGCGUACCGCCUCCAAGACACUUCCGUGGAGUCUUGUCCGCGUCUCAAUACCUGCAUUGUUACCGUGUCUGUACUUGGCAAGAGGCUCGGCGUCCGGGGCGUUUUUUCCCCACUAACACCCCCUUUAGUUAUCACAUUUCAUGUUGCAAACUGCCAAAUUCGACAAGAUGGAUUAGGGCGUCCAGGGCUUUGUGAUUGUUGCCCGUCCUCGACUCCCCCCAGCUCCUUCACGGUCUAAGACAGAGUUCUAAACAAAUUCUUGUAAUCUCCCCAAAACAUAUGUUGCCCCACCCUGGCUUGACCCCUUGGGGGCUUGGUGAGCUUUGGUCGCUGACUGGAUUCGUCCUAUGCAAGAUCGUCUUAUGAUUUCCGUACAACGCCAUGACCAGGGCUUUUGUUCCGCCCCCCUUCUAACAAAUUGCCGCCAACUCCCGCGAGCCACGGCUCUUUCUCUUCUUAACGGCGAGCAGGUCUUACGAUCCUUUGCAAUAUAUCCUAAUUACUCUCCGACUGAGAAAGUUUCCGUUGAAACGAAAAAGUGCACAGGGCCAUUGGCAGUUUUGCAUAUCCUCAGGAGAACCUCGGAUCCCCUACGUGAUGUUGUCGACAAAACACCGCCCGACCCCAGUGCGGAUUUGCGCCACCUCCAACCACAAAACUGGCGCGUCGGGGUCGGCUGCAGCAGAAUGUGCGACCAUGACGUGCGACCAGCACGAUGUUUCCAGUUCUACCUAGAACGUGAAUAGGCCCCUUUCAAUUCCAAGGCCGAUACAGUCGUGGAUGUGAGUUGGGAGAGCGGUGGCCUGAGCCCAGUGGCGCCGCAACCUAUGCGGUCCUUGUUUUUGUAGUCAUUGAGAACUCCGUGUAGAAGUUCGCAAACCCCACGCAUGUUGAAGUGUUGCGGUCUUUUGUGUGGAGGGGGGCUGGCCCACGGUCAGCCAGACAUGUCAGAGAUCUUGCGGGUCCAGCCGCACUCCACCUGGCAUUAGUAACCCCAAUAAAACACGACUGGUCUCAGACACAUGAAAUUCAAAUUUCUGCCUCACUCACACUCUUCACAUAGCCGUUGUCUCCAUCCCCAAUCUUUUUUGCAAAACUUCGGCGCAAAUGCAGUUAUUUGUCUCCUGGAGGACUCUCCUCUGGAAAAUCAGGGAUAUAUCCAGAUUUAGACCAAAAAACACCGAUUCAACAUGUCCCCGAAGGAACAUUAUUCAAUAGUGCCUGAAAAACGCGGGGCAUUGGACACCCCAAAAGGCAUCACAGAUACUCAAAAUGUCCCCAAGGGUGUGUUGAAGGCAGUUCGCCCAUUCAUCCCUUUACGAAUGCGACUCGGUGAUAAGCCAUUUUUAGCUCCAGUUGGUUAGGUAAAGAUAGUGCACCAUGAAGGGAGGGCGAAAGAAAAAAAAGCAGAAUGAAUUAAGCGGCAGAGGACAGAGAAUUGUUGUUUCUUUAAUGGUGAUGUUGUUAAGUCCACGGAACAAUCAAAAACAGUGGUUUGGGGUCUCCUAUCUUCUUCCCAACCAAACAAGACCGCAUCUCUACAGGUGACGGAGGAGGAACGGAAGAAUAAUAUUAUGCCGUCCAAGGAGUGCCCCGAAUUGUUAAGUUAUCAUUAUCCUCGGUCUCGGGGCCGGGAGAGAUUGUCAGGCGGAUGUAGGGAGAGGGGCUAUGGCGGAGGGAGGUCAAGGCGCAGUGUAAGGGCCGGUGGGCAGGCAGGAUAGAGACAGUAGUCUGUGUUUGCAGAAUACCCGGAUUUAUGCCAGGUCUGUUCCAGUAGGGGAUCAGCCCACCAUUGAGACGAUCCUGCACUCCAGUGGAGGUGAGGCACAUGUGCGGGCUACAGGUUGGUCCCUGAGCAGGAACCUACAAAAACAAUGUCACGACAAAAUGUGCUAAUAAACAAUUUUACCCUCGUCAACCAAUCAUGUGGGGCUUGUUCGUCCCACCUAGGAGACAGGGCCUGUUCCGGCCGCUACCAGGACAGGGGGGGGGGUCUGUGGGCAGUCCUUAUGGGAACUGAUGUUUUUCUCCCCGCUGCAUUUACCGCCACUAGAGCCAAACGCACAGUUCCUGUAUAGCGUUUCUUUAUACGGUUGCUCAACCUUGUCCAUUUCGCCCCUCGCCUUGAGGGACGGGUCCAUCGGUUCUCUAGUCCCUCUAACAUUUGUUGAGCCACCUUGAUCCAAAAAAGCUUAUCGGCACCAGAGUCCCCACCCCAGCGCACUAAUUCCCACCUUUCUUCCCGGGAUAAUUUGGGGACUGCAAUGGCGGGAUGCCUGCGGCGAGCCUGGCGGGGAGACGAGGAAGAAUCUGUGCCGGUCUCACCCCCCCAAUUUCCCCCUUAAUGAUCGCCGGCCCUUUUCCCGUGAUCACUGGGAGGACCACAGGCACCACGAUUCAUACCUUGCCUCUCACUUUCAUAUACAGGCGGCCCCGAGCUCCUGACCCUACGACGUGUCCCGUCAUUCUUGAGACCUCUCACCCCUCCUUUCCCCCAUCUCGCACGAUUUUUUCUUCCUCCCACAUUCCAAUGCUUCGGGUUUUCAAUGUUGCCCCCUAUGUAGCUCCGGGAAGACUGGCCCUACGUAGGGGGGAGAGGAGGGGAGGAGUGGUUUUGACGGGAUCAGACCAGGUGAUUCGGAAAAUACCAUCCUAUCUCCCGCGGGCAGUUGACGUCUCUUUUUCACCCGCAAUCCCCCCUGAGCUAUCACAAACCUCUCUCCAGAGGUGAGUGUUUAAGAAGAUGAUCCAGCGUAGAGCGCGAUCACAUAGGACACAUUACACCACUCAAUCCGUCAAAUUCGGUCCUCAGCACAAGCAUUCAUGAUAUCCUUUUGUAUGUCUCGUCAUUCCAAAUCCCUACUGUUUCCACCGGCUUAAGUCGGAAACUCCAGCCAUCUCCGCCACCCUGCGAAGAACCCUUUGCCGAAGAGAAACACACAACGUUUCGCAGCUCCUUGCCCCGUCCGCGCGGUGGUCGACCCAUACCUUCCUGACAUUCUCCAGCCUUUGGGGAAUUGGCAUAGAAAGCAUUUGCAAAUGUUCCCCCCCCCCUUUUUAUUCCCUCUUUCUUUUCGAGGAUCUUUCCCAGCACCGCGAUCCCCAGGACACGAGCGGGAACCGCUAGUUUCACGAUGUGUAAGGUAGGCCCUGUACGGACCUUUCGGAGGCGUAGCUCCCCCCGGGCGUAGGUGAGGGGUUUGGUGUUCUCACACCUCUUACUCACUAGAGGCACUUGAGUCAAGAAUCACUCACAGUUCCAGUUUUCCCGUAAUAGCGCUUGCGAGGCACGGAACAAUCAAUCCAGCCGCAAAUCUGCUACUGGGGUGGUAGGGGCAGGAAUUUAGGAAAAAAAAAGCCGGCUGCCCCAUUGCAAGGGCAAGGUGCUAGAUGGUAUGACAGGGCCCGAGGGUGAUUAUGUAACAAUUCGCGUGAGUCAAUGGGCCAGGGAUCACUGCGCACUUGGUGGUAGUUGAUUUAUUCCUUUUCGCUUAUUUAAUGCCCAAGAACGACGUUUCAGACAGAAAUAGUCUUACACCCCAAGCCCUAUAAUGUGGCCCCAGUUAAACGUGCACUCCCGUAUUUGGGAUGGCGUCCGCGACUCCUGAGUGCCCCGUGGUGGAUCCGAGCUACUGUCUGCUGGGUUCAUGUUGGUCAGAUAUAUGUCAUGAUUCAACUGGAUUGCACCAACCAAUGCAGCACCAUCCCCGAGCCCCAGAGAAGGUUUAACAGGUUUCUUACAAAGUUCCAAUUUGUCAGAGUUUCCCUUAAUAGGGGAAGAGGCACGUAUGGUUUAUGGCGGAGGGAACAGAUCCAGGUUCUUCAGAGCAGGGUGGUACCGUAAGUCCAGGCGUGGUGGUCACAAGGCAGGCGGUAGUGGAAAUAGGUGUGGUCCCGGCCGGAGUGCGUGAAGCGGAGGCGGGAGUAGGUCUCAAUCAUUGUGUUGCCGCGGACGGUUGAACGUUGACCGGGUGCCAAGACUUCAGACGCGGUCGUUGGAGGGUAUUGGACGGAUGUCAUUGGACGCGCGACACUCAGAAAAUCGCUCGGUCCCACCGUCAUAGUAAUGCGAUCUUUACCCCCCUGCAGUCUCAUGUGCCCCGCGAAGAUUCUCCUACUUACGAUACGCGCCUGUCCUUUUCUUCUUUUUAGCAUACUUAUGGCUCGCACCACACGCGCUGCCUGACUCCCCCACUCUACCCCCCCCCCCCCCCCCCCCUCGCCCCCCCCCCUCCCCCCCCACCCCGACCCACUUUGGUGCGUUGUUUCCGAACCGAUCGAGGCCCCGGCAAGCUGAACCUUUUAGUCCCUUCCUCACAGGCAGUCGGUUUUUUCUACGACACCAAAACACCCGCGCGCUCUCACAAGUUGGCGGGACACACCACCCCCUUCUACUGUGCCCAGCCCGGGCUCCAACCCACACACACUGAGAGGGCCUGGCACCAGCCGCGGGACCCUGCCCCGGUAAGUCGUGUCCCUUGUGUAAGGCGCACCGCACUCGGCAUUUCGCUGUUUUUGUCGCUCGCCGGCACCAGUGACCUGCCUGGGCGCCGCGAAGACGCACAUAUGCUCGGCUAUCACAUCCCCAAUGCACAAUUUGGGCAGCGCCAGAGAGGCAAGCUGUCCUUCUCUUUGUUAUGAACACCUGUUAAAAGCCUUGCUCUCCCCUUAGGACCCCUACGUAAUCAUAGAGAAGCUCCCCCACCCACACGGUUAUUGCCACACCACCACCUUUUCCAACCAAAACUCAACCCAAAGAAACCCUGAAUAACCUGAGAACACCCACGUGCUGUAACGCAAGCUUUUCAAACGGCGUAAUUGAACUCACCUCCAAGAGGACAACAACACACCAUCAAGAAAAUAAAAUAAACAUCAAAAAAAAAAACAAGACCAUAGCUCACCCCGCACACCAAAAAAAAGCCCACCCACAGGCCCAAUACGAGCAAGAAGAAAAGAGAUUCCAAUCCCGCUGGCAAUGAUUAUAUCGGGAAAAUACUUAUCCAACAUUAUUGCCCAUGAUACUAGAGUAGAUGCAUCACCUUCCAUCAAUUAAGCUGUUCACAAAUUGGUUGUCAAGCACACCCAAGCCUCACCUUACCUCGACAAAAAGGGAAACUGCACCCGAAAAGAACAAACUCAAUGUAUUUCCGUUCAAAACCAUUUCAAGCCGUUUGUACCGAGUUAGAACUACGACCUCGACUCCUAGGUUCAUACACUAUGUAGUGACAAUGAAUGGGCUUAUUGAAGGGUUCUCUACCAUAAGGUCGUUAGUCAGCUAAGGGUGUUAUAAUAGCCGUAAUGACAGCUUAGUCAGUGAAUAACAACACACAGUUACUCAUCUUCUCUCGAUCUCUCUCUCUCAUCUCUCUCUCUCUCUUCUCCUCUCUCUCUCUCUCUCUCUCUCUCUCCUCUCGUUCUUCUCUCUCUCUCUCUCCUCUCUCUCUUCUCCUCUCUUCCUCUCUCUCUCGCUUCUCUCUCUAUAUCUCUCUCGCUCUUCUCUCUCUACUCUCUCUCUCUCGUCAGCGAAGAAGCAGCAGGUGCAGGCAGUAAGUUAACGGAUCAUUUCCAGGGCCUUCUGAAUGGGACACACAGAUUCGUUGGCGGACGAGGCCUUCUGAAACGCCGUGCGCAGCUACUAUGAUGCAAGAGCUCACCCACCCUCACCUUCGACCAUAAAUGGCUAGGCGUCAUUGAUGCUAGGUGUGGUUUUGUUUUUUGGUUGGGAGGGUAGAUCAGACUGAAUAUUGCAGAGAGAUUGUAACUGCAUCAAGGUAAGGGUAGGCAGCACGGCCAAUCCCGAUCGGUUGAGAGAGAGAGAUAGAGAGAGAGAGAGAUAUAUAGAGAGAGAGAUAGAGAGAGAUAUCUAUAUAUAUAUAUAUAUACCAUACAUACACACCAUAAGACAGAAGCUACAGUAGCAGGUAAAAAUAAAAAGAAAUCCCCCUGUAUUACUUUCCAACCCCACCACCUUUCCCUAUUGGAGUAAACUAGUGCACAACAAUAUAGGCCUCUACUUCCAGCGUAUACUUACUAGCGACAUUUUAUGGACACAAGUCAAUUUUACCAUAAAUUAGAUUUGUUUGUUUUGCGCCUGAAACUUCUUCUAUCUCAACCUCUCCUCUCCUAAAUUUCAUGAUGUCCAUCCGGUUGCUUCUAUAGCCAUACUUCUACUGUGCUCUUCACAAAGCUCCCAACCUAAAACUAUAUACUUAUUAUGGACACAGGAUCGUUAACUUAUUAGUUAUCUUGUAUUAUUGUUGUUAGUUUUAUAGACCCAUCCUUCAAUUCCAUUCAACACCUCCAAUCUAUCUUUAACACAUCCAUAUAGGAGUUCUAUGGCAUAUAGAUUUAAACGGUGACUGUGAUGCUUACAAAAGAAAUCUAACUUUCUAUUCUCAUUGUUUCUACAGAUUGUAUUGAAAAAUAAACCUUUUUCCUAAAGAUAUUAAUUAUUGAUCGAUUACUAUGACUUUUCAGAUCACCCACUAAUGCUAUCUGCAAGGUUAGCUCCAGGUAAAAUUGCAAUCCUUUUAAGCCAUUCCUGGACCUGUGUCCAAAAACAAGUUACAAAUGGACAGUACCAAAAAAACAAAAUGCGCGAAAUGAUUCUGUCACUUUCGCAGGCAGCAAAAGCUGCAGAGCUGGGAAGAUGUAUCCCCCAUAUAAAAACAUUCUAUGGGAGCAAGAAUUUUAUAUAAUAAUUUAAAUUGGAGAUUUAAGUUUUGAAUACGGUGUCGUUUGCGUAUCCGUUCAUAAACCACAUGCCAUGGGAUCGGUACGUCAAAAAUCUCUUCCCAACUAUUUUGCGAAUCUUUAUGGGACGGCUGUCAAUCCUUUGGUCCUAAAUGAAAAAAUGAUUAUACUUCUUUAUUUAUCACGUUUACUUAACCAAUUAUUGUUCUUUUAAUGCAAGGCCGACAGACAACAAGUUCCCUUUACUUGCUCCCCCUUACUUUCCUCUUCCUUUUGCGGUAAGGAAGCAAUUAUUUGAUUGUAAUUUUGUGUUUAGAGCAGAAAUUUCAUCAGGUUUUGUAUUGCAUGUGCGACAAAACUCCAACCAGUCCUACGAUGAAUCAUUUUGAAGCUGAGACCUUUUGUAAACAUGUUUUCAUAUAAAAGGUUUUUGUCAAUUAGUAGAUUUUGAGUUAACCACAAUAUUGUUGCAUUUUUGUUCUGUAGUUUCUGGAGGAUUAAAAUUGAAAAUUGCACAAUUUCUAUGGCUGGUUUUAGAAAUAGUGAUAUUUGGGAGAUGAUUUCCUUUUAAAUAAAACUGAAAGUGGAGUUGUUGUAUCUGAAUAAGGGAAAAAGCCAUUCUGAACAUUGGGUGAGACAAUCUACUUAAUUGCUAGGAGAACCAGUUCGGAUUAAGUUAACUUUGUAUGACUGAAGCUUUUAUGAAGUUUCUAAUGUUUAAUAUUUAAAAUUAUGUCCUCCGGAAUUCAUAUUCAUUAUAUAAAUAGGCCCGUUUUUUAAUUUGUCUGGCUUGAGUUCCAAAUAAAAUUGAUAUGUUUUUCUUAUAGAAUUCAAUAAACGGUUCGCUAGGCGUAGGCAACCAUAAGCAAAUAGGUAAACUGGGAUAAUUACUAAGAGUUAAUCAGGGUGAUUUUCCACAAAUAAUUGACAGGUUAUUUACUUCCAUGGUAGCAAGAUCUAUUAUUUUGCUAACUUUCUAUUAAAAUUUAUUGAAGUGAGAUCAUUUAUUUCUUUGGGAUAUGUAGUCGGGAGUAUAUCCACAUCACCAUCAGACAAUUUUAUUGGUGUAAACUACAUGUAAUGUACAUUUUUUAUUUUUUUGUGACCAUACGGAAUAUAGACAUGUGUCCUAAUUGGUUGUAAUCCAGGAAGAGGUUAGAAAAUGUAUCUCGGAUCCUCUAUGAGGCUAUGGAGGAUUCUAGUUGUUGGAUUUAAGAAAACAUUAAUCAUCAGCGGACAAUGACACCUUGUUUUUAAAGCUGACCUAGCAAAAUUUUUCCUGCAACAACUGUCAAGAGAAGCACUCAACUACAGCAAGAUUGGAAAUAAAAGUUGAUUAGUGGAAAACCAUUGGACAAGGCUCCCACAUAGGCUAACGGAGAUAAGUCUGUCCACAUUGUGUCAGGAGAACGCAUGAUGAUUUAGUUUUGUUUAGUCGCAGACACAGUAACUUCAUGGGAAAGACUACUCCUCUGCCUCUACAUAUCAAUGCCCUCAGCAAAGAAAAGCUGUAUUAUAUUUUGCUAUGCAACCAAGCAUUGCCUUGGACACAAUAGUAAUCAUUAGAGAAUCUCCUAACAAGAAUGAUAAGGACUGAUGGCGUUUUUGAAAUGGUUGCCUCACAGGGCUUUGGGGGUUCUAUGCUGGCAAUGAUUUCUUCUGGGAAAUACUUUAUCCCACUUAUUGCCAUGAUAUAGAAGUAGAUGCAUCAUUCCAUCAAUACUCUGUUAAAUUGGUUGUCAAGCACCCCAAGCCUCUACCAUGACUAAAAGGGAAACUGCAGAAAAUACAAAAUAAUGUAUUUCCGUUCAAAACCAUUUCAAGCUUUUGUCACAGAGUAGAACUACUCUAGACUACUAUUUUCCUUUCUGAAUGAAUUGGGCUUAUUUGAAGUCUCUACCAUAAGGUCUACAUAAGGGUGUUAUAAUAGCCAGUAAUGACAGCUUAUGUCAGUUUAUAACAACACUGUUACUGCUCUAGCUCGUUCUCUUCUCUCUCAUCUCUCUCUCUCUCUCUCUCUCUCUCUCUCUUCUCUCUCUCUCUCUCUCUCUCUCUCUCUCUCUCUCUCAGCUGAAUAAGCAGCAGCUGCAGGCAGUAAAGGAUCAUUUCCAGGCCUUCCUGAAUGGGGACACACAGAUCGUGGCGGACGAGGCCUUCUGCAACGCCGUGCGCAGCUACUAUGAGGCAAGAGCUCACCCACCUCACCUUCGCCCCUAAAAUGGCUAGCUUCCAUUUGAUGCUAAGGUUGUUUUUUUUUUUUUUUUUUGGGGGGGUAGAUCAGCUUAAUAUUGCAGAUAGAUUGUAACUUCCAUCAAUGUAAUUGUCUGCAUCACUUCCAAUCCCCUAUGUUUUAUAUAUAUAUAUAUAUAUAUAUAUAUAUAUAUAUAUAUAUAUAUAUAUAUAUAUAUAUAUAUAUAUAUAUAUAUAUACACAUACAUACACACAUACAUACAUACAUAUACAUAUCCUUAAAAAUAAAAAAUAAAUCCCCUUUAUUACUUUCCAACCCCACCACCCUUUCCCUACUUGGAGUAAACUAGUGAACAACAAUACUUAGGCCUCUACUUCCAGCUUAUACUUACUAUCUACAUUUUAUGGACACAGUCAAUUUUACAAUAAUUAUAUUUUGUUUGUUUUUGCUCCUGAACUUCUUCUACUCUCAACCUCUCCGAUAAUUUUCAUGAUGUCCAUCCGGUUUGCUUCUAUAUGCCAUAUCUUUCUAACUGUGCUCUUUCACAAAAGCUCCCAACCUACAACCUAUAUACUUAUUAUGGACACAGUAUGCUUACAUUAUUAGUUAUCUUGUUAUUAUUUGUUGUUAGUUGUUAUUAGACCCAUCCUUCAAUUCCAUUCAACACCUCCCAUCUAUCUCUUAACACCAUCCAUAUAGGAUUUCUAUUUGCCAUAUAUAUUUCAACUGUACUGUGAUGUCUUACAAAAGUUCUGAACCUUUCUAUUCUCAUUGUUUCUACAGAUUGUAAAUUGAAAAUAAACAUUUUUCCUAAAAGUAUUAUUAUAUUAUUGAUCGAUUGACUAUGACUUUUCAGAUCACCCACUAAUGCUAUCUGCAAGGUUAGCUCCAGGUAAAUAUUGCAAUCCUUUAGCCAUUCCUGGACCUGUGUCCAAAAACAAGUUACAAAUGGACAGUACCAAAACAAAUGCUCGAAUGAUUCUGUCACUUCGCAGCAAAAUCUGCAGAGCUGGGAAGAUUGUAUCCCCCAUAUAAAUAACAUUCUAUUGGUAGCAAGAAUUUUAUAUAAUAAUUUAAAUUGAAAGAUUUAAGUUUUGAAUACGGUGUCGUUUUGCGUAUCAGUUCAUAAACACUAUGCCAUGGGAUCGGUACGUCAAAAAUCUCUUCCCAACUAUUUUGCAAUCUUUAUGGGACGGCUGUCAAUCCUUUGGUCCUUAAAUGAAAAUGAUAUACUUCUUUAUUUAUCACAGUUUUCCUUAACCAAUUAUGUUCUUUAAUGCAAGGCCGACAGACAAGUUCCUUACUUUCUCCCCCUUCCACUUUCCUCUUCCAUUUUUGCGGUAAGGCAGCAAUUAUUUGAUUGUAAUUUUGGGUAGAGCAGACAUUUCCAUAUGUUUUUGUUAGCUGCAUGUGCGACAUAACUCCACCAGUCCUACCGAUGAUAUCAUUUAUGAAGAUUAUACCUUUUUUAAACAUUUUGUCAAUAUAAAAAGGUUUUUGUCAAUUAGUAUAUUUGAGUUUAACCACAAUAUUUGUUGCAUUAUUUGUUCUGUAGUUUCUGGAGGAUUAAAUUGAAAUUGCAACCAACUUUCUAUGGCUUGUUUUAGAAAUAGUGAUAUUUGGGAGAUGAUUUCCUUUUCAAAUAACUGAAAGUGAGUUGUUGUAAUCUGAAUAAAGGGAAAAAGGCCAUUCUUGAACAUUGGGUGAGACAAUCUUACUAAUUUGCUAGAGAACCAGUUCGGAUUUAAGUAUAACUUUUGUAUGACUGAAGCUUUUAGUGAUAGUUCUAAUGUGUUAAUAUUUAAUAAUUUCUGUCCUCCGAAUUCAUAUUCAUUAUAUAAAUAGGCCCGUUUAAUUUUGUCUGGCUUGCCGUUCCAAAUAAAAUUGAAUAUGUUUUUCUCAUAUAAUUUCAAAAACGGUUCGCUAGGCGUAGGCAAGACCAUAAGCAAAUAGGUAAACUGGGAUAAUACUAAAGAGUUAAUCAGGGUGAUUUUUCCACAAAUUGACAGGUAUUUACCUUUCCAUGGUAGCAAGAUCUUAUCUAUUUUUGCUAACUUUCUAUUAAAAUUUAUUGAAGUGAGAUCAUUUAUUUCCUUUGGGAUAUGUAUUCGGAGUAUAUCCACAUCACCAUCAGACCAUUUUAUUGGUAAACUACAUGGUAAUGUACAUUUUUUAUUUUUUUGUGAUCCAAUACGUAAUAUAGUACAUUUGUCAUAAUUUGGUUGUAAUCCAGAGAGGUUAGAAAAUGUAUCUAGAUCCUCUAUGAGGCUAUGGAGGGAUUCUAGUUGUGGAUUUAAAAGAAAACAUUAAUCAUCAGCGUACAAUGACACCUUUGUUUUUAAGCCCUGGAUUUCUAAUCCCCUUAUAUUAUUGUUGGAUCUGAUUUUAAUAGCUAAUCUCGAUGGCCAUAAUAAAUAGAUAUGCCGAUAGUGGACAACCUUGUUUCACUCCUCUUGACAGUUUAAAACUUUCUGAGAAAUAUCCUUGAUUUACUAUUUUACACCUAGGGUUACUAUACAUUAAUUUGACUAUUUUUAUAAGAGAUUCUCCAAAAUUGAAAUGCUACAGGCAUUUAUAUAUAAACACCAGUCGUACUUUACCAAAUGCCUUUUCGAAGUCUGCUAUGAAUAUCAGGCCUGGUUUCCCAGAUUUUCCAUAGUGUUCUAUUGUUUCCAAUACUUGCCUUAUAUUAUCUCCAAUGUAUCUUCCAUGUAAAAAACCUGUCUGAUUAAAAUGAAUAAUAUCCGACAAUACCUUUUUAAUUCUAUGCGCUAUACAUUUUGCUAAAAUUUUUGCAUCACAACACUGAAGUGUAAGGGGCCUCCAAUUUUUUAAAUGGACUGGAUCUUUAUAUUUUCCACUUGUAUCCUGUUUCAGUAAUAAUGAGAUCAGACCUUCUUCUUGAGUGUCAGAUAAUCUACCAUUUACAUAGGAGUGGUUAAAACAUGCUAAUAACGGUCCUCUUAGUAUAUCAAAAAAGGUUUGGUAUACCUAGACUGGUAUGCCAUCCAACCCUGGAGUUUUCCCGGACUUAAAGUCUUUAAUUGCAUCCAGAAGUUCCUCCUCUGUAAUUUCACCUUCACAUGAGUCUUUCUGAAUGGCUGUUAAUUUUACAUUAUCAGUAGAAAAAAAAUCUCUACAAUUAGCUUCAAUUAGAGGAGAUGGAGGUGACUGAAACGAAAACAUAUGCUUAAAGUACUUUGUUUCCUCCUUCAAAAUAUCAUUUGGUGAAUCAUGGGUGACUCCGUCAAUUGUAACCAGUUUCAUUAAAUUAUUUUUGGUAGCAUUCCUAUGUUGAAGAUUAAAACAUAAUUUUCCCCAUAUUCCAUCCAGUUUGCUUUAUUAUUAUAAUAUAUUACACUUGAUCCUUCUUGAAUAAGUUUCUCAAUUUCUUUUUGUUUUUUCUCUAAUUUGUUCUGAGCCUCUAUGUUACAGUUUUUAUUGCCAUCUAUCUGUUCUGUUAGACUUUCUAUUUCCUUUGUUAGUAUAAGGUCUUUUGAUCUAAAUUGCUUUUGUUUUCGAGAUGAGUACUGAAUUGCAUGGCCUCUAAAGGCACAUUUUAAAGGUGUCCCAUACAAUAAGGGGAUUUGCUGUCCCUACAGUGAGGGAAAAAAGUAUUUGAUCCCCUGCUGAUUUUGUAUGUUUGCCCACUGACAAAGAAAUGAUCAGUCUGUAAUUUUAAUGGUAGGUUUAUUACAACAGUGAGAAACAGAAUAACAAAAAGAAAAUCCAGAAAAACGCAUGUCAAAAAUUGAUUUGCAUUUUAAUGAGGGAAAUAAGUAUUUGACCCCCUCUCAAUCAGAAAGAUUUCUGGCUCCCAGGUGUCUUUUAUACAGGUAACGAGCUGAGAUUAGGAGCACACUCUUAAAGGGAGGGCUCCUAAUCUCAGCUUGUUACCUGUAUAAAAAGACACAUGUCCACAGAAGAAAUCAAUCAAUCAGAUUCCAAACUCUCCACCAUGGCCAAGACCAAAGAGCUCUCCAAGGAUGUCAGGGACAAGAUUGUAGACCUACACAAAGCUGGAAUGGACUACAAGACCAUCGCCAAGCAGCUUGGUGAGAAGGUGACAACAGUUGGUGCGAUUAUUUGCAAAUGGAAGAAACACAAAAUAACUGUCAAUCUCCCUCGGCCUGGGGCUCCAUGCAAGAUCUCACCUCGUGGAGUUGCAAUGAUCAUGAGAACGGUGAGGAAUCAGCCCAGAACUACACGGGAUGAUCUUGUCAAUGAUCUCAAGGCAGCUGGGACCAUAGUCACCAAGAAAAUAAUUUGUAACACACUACGCCGUGAAGGACUGAAAUCCUGCAGCGCCCGCAAGGUCCCCCUGCUCAAGAAAGCACAUAUACAGGCCCAUCUGAAGUUUGCCAAUGAGAGAACUGGGUGAAAGUGUUGUGGUCAGAUGAGACCAAAAUCGAGCUCUUUGGCAUCAUCUCAACUCGCCAUGUUUGGAGGAGGAGGAAUGCUGCCUAUGACCCCAAGAACACCAUCCCCACCGUCAAACAUGAAGGUGGAAACAUUAUGCUUUGGGGGUGUUUUUCUGCUAAGGGGACAGGACAACUUCACCGCAUCAAAGGGACGAUGGACGGGGCCAUGUACCGUCAAAUCUUGGGUGAGAACCUCCUUCCCUCAUCCAGGGCAUUGAAAAUGAGUCGUGGAUGGGUAUUCCAGCAUGACAAUGACCCAAAACACACAGCCAAGGCAACAAAGGAGUGGCUCAAGAAGUAGCACAUUAAGGUCCUGGAGUGGCCUAGCCAGUCUCCAGACCUUAAUCCUAUAGAAAAUAUGUGGAGGGAGCUGAAGGUUCGAGUUGCCAAACGUCAGGCUCGAAACCUUAAUGACUUGGAGAAGAUCUGCAAAGAGGAGUGGGACAAAAUCCCUCCUGAGAUGUGUGCAAACCUGGUGGCCAACUACAAGAAACGUCUGACCUCUGUGAUUGCCAACAAGGGUUUUGCCACCAAGUACUAAGUCAUGUUUUGCAGAGGGGUCAAAUACUUAUUUCCCUUAUUAAAAUGCAAAUCAAUUCAUAACAUUUUUGACAUGCAUUUUUCUGGAUUUAUUUGUUAUUAUUCUGUCUCUCACUGUUCAAAUAAACCUACCAUUAAAAUUAUAGACUGAUCAUGUCUUUGUCAGUGGGCAAACGUACAAAAUCAGCAGGGGAUACUUUUUUCCCUCACUGUACAUCGUUUUAUUGUUUAAUUUCUUGAUUUACGUGGGUUCCAUAUUACGUUUUUCGGUAUGUUAUAUCAAGCUUGAUCAUUUUCAUGUUUGUGUCUACUGUACAUACAGUGCGAUGCAAAAAAUAACUGUUUCCCAGAGAUGCAGCACCGAGAUUAUACUCUAGGGUCAUGGCACAUUGAGGGUCAUUGGUAAAUUUAUCAGGAACUAUAACAAAGUGCAAUGACGGUAACCAACUGCAUUAAUUAGCUACAUUACCUUAGCAGUGCUACAUUAUUUGUAUUUACUUCCGGGUCCUUAUGAUCCCUGGUUUCCACUUGCACAGGGGUUCCUGAAGAGCGAGCGGGUGUCCAGGAUGGUGCAGAGUGGCGGCUGCUCGGCCUUCGACUUCCGUGACGUCUUCAAAAAGGACAUUGAGCGGCGGGUGCGCAGCUUGCCUAAAAUCGAUGGCCUGAGCAAAGAGACAGUGCUGAGCUCUUGGAUCGCCAAGUAUGACACCAUCUACAGGGGGGAUGAGGACCUGCGGCGCCAGCCCCAGAGGAUGCCCCUCAGUGCCGUGUCCGAGAUGAUCCUAAGCAAGGAGCAACUGUACGAGAUGUUCCAGCAGAUUCUGGGCAUCAAGAAGUUUGAGCACCAGCUGCUGUACAACGCCUGUCAGGUGAGCGAUGGACCAUAUGCACAAACACACACUUUUUUGCCCUCUACGUUUUUAUUGUUAUCUAUUUCUUGAUUGUUUGUGGUGUUGCCUAGGUAACCACACAAUUAUUCAUGCAAGGAUACAUUGUAUAAUCACAAUGCAAUGCGCCCAAUGGCCAAGUAGUAUACUAGUGGGGAUAUUGGAAUCAAUUGUCCUUUAAUCACCAGCUAAUCACAGGUCUCUUUGAAGACAUCUCUUUAUGGUCAGGGGCUGAUGAGACUUUUUAAUCAGAGUGCUCUCCCUCACCAUGGCCCUGUCAACUAAGGCAGGGGUGUCUUCCCUCCCCCUUUACCUUUUACCAGGGGGUCUUCCAUUGCCCCCAAUUAGUAGUAAGAGAUGGCUGUAACUAGUUGGCGUAUGUUGGUGUGAUCAGUGGUUACAGUCAUUUGUAAACUGUAAACGAUUUGGGCUUAUUCAUCUGAAGGGUAUUUUGAAAUGCAUGCCAUUGUUACAAGUACUGGGAGAAGUAAAGGCUCUUUUGACCAAAAAAUGGGCUCUAAGCAGAGGAAUCAUUAAAUGACUUCAAUCCCAACUUCCUAGCUAAUUAAUGAAUAGUAAGUUUGUUCUCAAGAUUAUUGCAAAGAAGGCUGUGCUAAUGCUUUGUUUAUUUUUAGGUUUACAUUUCAGGCUUACAUUUAUAUUAUUGAGCAAUUCCAAUAUGUAUAUAUUAUUAUUUGUAUUAUUGUUUAAUACAUUUCUCCUUUUUACCUGUACUGUUAGAGCUUAAGAUUUGCACUGUACCCUGCAAUUACAUCUGCGACCCUGUGCUAAUAAACUCUUCUAAAAAACAUCAACAACAGAGUGACACUGAGAUUCAGAUUGUUCACGUUAAAAUGUAUGUCUUCAAAAAUCAAUGAUUGCAAAGUUAAACAAACCAUACAACUCUAUGCACAAGCACUACUUUUAACAAUUUCCACUGCAAAUGUUACAAAAACACAUUUACUUGAAAAACAGUGCCGAUGCAAAGUUUGGUAACAUAAUGAUGGCACAAACAGCACAAACUGUCAUUCUGUGAGUGACAUACAAUACAUUUUAAAGUGAAAAAUCUCAGUGUCACUUGUUACCGUGGAAUUGCCUAUUACAUUAUCACCCAUACAUAAUGUGCUGUGAAGAACUUUAUUAGACCUGAUAAAGAAUAUAUGUCACUAUCAGUGUCGAUCUGCAGUGAAAUGUGAAUUGAAAUGUUGUUUUACAGUUCCUCCCGUAAAUUAGAUGUAGUCCUUUUCUUGUCAGUUCUAAUGGCUUUAAAGGCUGAUAGUGUUCCCACUUGUAAUACUUUGAAUGAUUUCAAAUAAUGAGACCUGCAGACACUAGACCUUGGGUGAUGACAAUCAGCUAAUCUCCAUAGCCCCCUUCUUUCUUUUGGCUAUUCACCUAUUUUAUUUUUGCUGGACAGUCAGCACAUACAAGUGCUUGUGAGAGCAGGUCUUGGAUCAGUUUUGUGUAUUCCACUAAUGGUUAGCAGAUAGAGACUCUUGAAGGAUGAAUUGGGGUAUACUUCUCCAAAACACAAUCUCAUGGCUGAGGGACUUAUGGCUUGAAAUUGGCUGAGGGACUUAGAGAAUGUGAAAUGAGAGAGAGAGAGAAAGAGAGAGAGAAUGAUUUAUCAAGUCACGUUUCGAGGGAGAUGCAACUGUGUGUGUGUGUAUCUAAGGAGGGGAAUGCUGAUGCGCUCAAUCCCUGGCAGGGAGGGUUUGAGAGGUGUGGGGGCAUAUUAAAUCCAAUCUAAUUUGAAUUGUCACAUGCUUCGUAAACAAUCAUCACCAAUGGAUAGGCUAAAAUCAUCACUGAACGGCAAACAAACGGCAUCACUAUAGUCUCUAGGCCAUACCGAGUUCAACGAGGUGCCCCACUUGGCCGUAGCUCUCUCGGUCUGACCGCAGCGACUGUGCAAGAAGGCCAAAAAUGAAGCCUGACCUACAUUUUAGGUGUCUUCGGGUGACAGCGGCAGAACCGUUGAGUCUAGAAACACAAUUCAACCACAGGACAGUUCCCAAGGUCCUCCCGAUCUGCUCAAGCCUACCCUUGACCAUGUGGAAUUAACCCUUAACAGUGAAAACAGGGUGUAUUUCAUCUUAGAGUUGACCUUGACUUCUAUUCCCAUAGGAAUACAUUGCCUGCUGCCCUAAAUUCAACCUGAUGCCUAUGUGGGUUAUGAUUGCCAUAUCAAACUGUCUUCAACGACAACCCAUCAGGCCACUAUAAGGAUACCUGUGUUGAUUUUAAGCUUCCUGGAGCAACCGGAAGUGGUUAAAUUGACCCUAAACAACAAUGCAUUCAACCCUCUGUAAAUCAGUCAGACUUGAAACUCAGGAUUCUGUAAAUGUGUGUCCCAAGGAGGAUAUAUAUGUUUACUUUCAGCUUCCUGUGACAUCCGGAAGUGCCUUAAAUUGGGGUCAUAGUGGCUGUUUCGAGGGGGUGAAAAAGGUCACAUCUUUCCAAAAUGUCAUAUGUGUGAUUAGGCAACCAUCAUGAACUGUAAAUCAGUCAGUUCUCCAAUCAGACCUCCAAGAAAAAACUCACACAGCUAAGAUGGAGUGACACAGUGUGUCUCCCUUAGGAUAACAUUGGUUUACAGGGUAUGCUCUAACUCUGCUUCCGUGCAUGCAAUUUGCAAAGUUCCUUUUGCCACAUGUUCAGGGUCACCGGUAGCUCUACAGAUAUCAAUAUAAAUAGAGUACAUGGUCCCCUUCAUAUCAUAAACUGAAAGUAUGAACUUGCAAUAUAUCUUAUGGCAAAUGCCAUUGUAACAUUUUGCAAUUGGACAGCAAUCAAGUCAGCCAUCUCAUUGCUUAAAAUCAUCAUAAACAGUCAAAGGACAGCACAUUUGAAUUGUAUUUGUAAAGUAGAGUGUCCCAGUAGUGUACUUUAUUAGUUUAAACCCUUUAACUGCAUGUCCAAUUUGUGAUGGUAAAUGCCCAUUGUAAUAUAUUGCUAAUGGACAGUGUCCAUUUCCAAUAUGUUUAAACAGGGAUUUACCAUCACCAAAUAGACAGGCUGAAAUCAACACCAACGAGCAAGGGAGAAGAACCACUAUCACUGCUAGGCCGUUCCGAGUUCGACAAGGUGCCCCACUUGACCGUAGCUCGCUCGGUCUGACCGCAGAUGUUAAAUGCCCAUUGUAAUAUAUUGCUAAUGGACAGUGGAGGAGGAGGAAUGCUGCCUAUGACCCCAAGAACACCAUCCCCACCGUCAAACAUGGAGGUGGAAACAUUAUGCUUUGGGGGUGUUUUUCUGCUAAGGGGACAGGACAACUUCACCGCAUCAAAGGGACGAUGGACGGGGCCAUGUACCAUCAAAUCUUGGGUGAGAACCUCCUUCCCUCAGCCAGGGCAUUGAAAAUGGGUUGUGGAUGGGUAUUCCAGCAUGACAAUGACCCAAAACACAUGGCCAAGGCAACAAAGGAGUGGCUCAAGAAGAAGCACAUGAAGGUCCUGGAGUGGCCUAGCCAGUCUCCAGACCUUAAUCCCAUAGAAAAUAUGUGGAGGGAGCUGAAGGUUCGAGUUGCCAAACGUCAGCCUCGAAACCUUAAUGACUUGGAGAAGAUCUGCAAAGAGGAGUGGGACAAAAUCCCUCCUGAGAUGUGUGCCAACCUGGUGGCCAACUACAAGAAGCGUCUGAUCUCUGUGAUUGUCAACAAGGGUUUUGCCACCAAGUACUAAGUCAUGUUUUGGCCUGCUGGCCUGCUGGCCCCCCUACCUCUGCGGAAGCACAGUUCCCGCUCAGCCCAGUCAAAACUGUUCGCUGCUCUGGCACCCCAAUGGUGGAACAAGCUCCCUCACGAUGCCAGGACAGCGGAGUCACUCACCACCUUCCAGAGACACUUGAAACCACACCUCUUUAAGGAAUACCUGGGAUAGGAUGAAGUAAUCCUUCUACCACCCCCCCCCUACCCCACCCCCCAAAAAAUAAAAAAUAAAAAUAAAAACAUAUUGUAAAGUGGUUAUCCCACUGGCUAUAAGGUGAAUGCACCAAUUUGUAAGUCACUCUGGAUAAGAGCGUCUGCUAAAUGACGUAAAUGUAAAUGUAAUGUUUUGCAGAGGGGUCAAAUACUUAUUUCCCUCAUUAAAAUGCAAAUCAAUUUAUAACAUUUUUGACAUGCGUUUUUCUGGAUUUUUUUGUUGUUAUUCUGUCUCUCACUGUUCAAAUAAACCUACCAUUAAAAUGAUAGACUGAUCAUGUCUUUGUCAGUGGGCAAACGUACAAAAUCAGCAGGGGAUCAAAUACUUUUUUCCCUCACUGUAUGUCUGUUUUACUCUGCUAAUUGGACAGUCCAUUACACAUAAUACAUGCCAGUCUUAACAUGUUAUACUGCAAUUGGACAGUGUCCAUUGCCAAUGUAUAUAAAUAAGGACUUCCCAUUACGAAAUGGACAUGCUGAAAUGAACACCAACAAGAAAUUCUGAUUUCCUAUGACUUCCUAUGAUCAAACAUGACAAAUAGACCUUCUCGGUUGAUUCAGGACUUAACAUACUGAUAUAUACCAUUUGGUCAUUAUAUAGGCCAUUUGGACAUGGUUCACUGACUUUUGGAUUCGGAACCCGACUUCCUGUGAUCAUAUAUGGCAAAUGGACAUAACAUCCUGCUUUAGUACUUUCAAUACUUACAUAUGCCAUUUCGACAUUUCAUAUGCCAUUUGGACAUUAUAUAUGCCAUUUGGACAUGGUUCUGUGACUUUCGGGUUCGGAACCCGACUUCCUAUGAUCAUAUGUGAGAGGUGGACACUUUGCCCAUUUGGAGUAUAAUAUGUGACAAGUUGACAUUUUGACUACUUGCAGUAUAAUAUGCCUGAUAUGGAUAUAACAUAGAUCUUAUGGACAAACCCGUAUAAAAUAAGACAAAUCUAUAUCCAUACGGUUCUUUAAUAAUGUAUAAUUGAAACAAAAUCUGAGCUUUACACACUCUUGACAUUCUCUCAACCAGCUUCAUGAGGAAUGCUUUUCCAACAGUCUUGAAGGAGUUCCCCCAUAUGCUGUUGGCUGCUUUUCCUUCACUCUGCGGUCCAACUCAUCCCAAACCAUCUCAAUUGGGUUGAGGUCGGGUGAUUGUGGAGGCCAGAUCAUCUGAUGCAGCACUCCAUCACUCUCCUUCUUGGUCAAAUAGCCCUAACACAGCCUGGAGGUGUGUUGUGUCAUUGUCCUGUUGAAAAACAAAUGAUAGUCCCACUGUGCAAACCAGAUAGGAUGGCGUAUCGCUGCAGAAUGCUGUGGUAGCCAUGCUGGUUAAGUGUGCCUUGAAUUCUAAAUAAAUCACACAUUGUCACCAGCAAAGCACCUCCACACCAUCACACCUCCUCCUCCAUGCUUCACGGUGGGAACCAAACAUGCUGAGAUCAUCCGUUAACCAACUCUGCGUCUCACAAAGACACGGCGGCUGGAACCAAAAAUCUCAAAUUUGGACUCAUCAGGCCAAAGGACAGAUUUACACCGGUCUAAUGUCCAUUGCUCGUGUUUCUUGGCCCAAGCAAGUCUCUUUUUCUUAUUGGUGUUAGUAGUGGUUUCUUUUUAGCAAUUCGACCAUGAAGGCCUGAUUCACGCAGUCUCCUCUGAACAGUUGAUGUUGAGAUUUGUCUGUUACUUGAACUCUGUGAAGCAUUUAUUUGGGCUGCAAUUUCUGAGGCUGGUAUCUCUAAUGAACGUAUCCUCUGCAGCAGAGGUAACUCUGGGUCAUCCUUUCCUGUGGCGGUCCUCAUGAGAGCCAGUUUCAUCAUAGUGCUUCAUGGUUUUUGCGACUGCUCUUGAAGAAACUUCUUGAAAUGUUCCAUAUUGUCUGACCUUCAUGUCUUAAAGUAAUGAUGGACUGUAAUUUCUCUUUGCUUAUUUGAGCUGUUCUUGCCAUAAUAUGGACUUGGUCUUUUACCAAAUAGGGCUAUCUUCUGUAUAGGUCUAUCUUCCCCCCACACCUUGUCACAACACAACUGAUUGGCUCAAAUGCAUUAAGAUGGAAAGAAAUUCCACAAAUUAACUUUUAACAAGGCACACCUGUUAACUGAAAUGCAUUCCAGAUGACUACCUCAUGAAGGUGGUUGAGAGAAUGCCAAAAGUGUGCAAAGCUGUCAUCAGCUUUUUUGGUUACUACAUGAUUCCAUAUGUUUUAUUUCAUAGUUUUGCUGUCUUCACUAUUGUUCUACAAUGUAAAAAAUAGUAAAAAAAUAAAUACAAAUCCUGGAAUGAGUAGGUGUGUCCAAACUUUUGACUGGUACUGUACAUGGGGUACCAGUACCUCGUUGAUGUGCAGGGGUACGAGGAAAUUGAGGUAGAUAUAGUUAGGGGUAAAGUGACUAGGCAAAAGGAUAGAUAAUAGACAGUAGCAGCAGCGUAUGUGAUGACUGUGUAAGUGUGUGUGUGGCGAAUGUGUGCUGGUGUGUACGUGUUAUGUGUGAGUGUGUGUAUGUGUUGGAGUGUCAGUGUCAGUGUGAGUGUGUGGGUAGAGUCCAGUGUGUGUCAUAGAGUCAAAAAUAGUUAGUGCAAAAAGGGUCAAUGCAGAUAGCCAAAUAGCUAUUUAUUUAACUAUACUGAACAAAAAUAUAAACGCAACAUGCAACAAUUUCAAAUUGACUGAGUUACAGUUCAUAUAAGGAAAUCAGUCAAUUGAAAUCAAUUCAUUAGGUCCUAAUCUACGGAUUUCACAUGACUGGGAAUACAGAUAUGAAUCCGUUGGUCACAGAUACCUUAAAAGAAAUCUAUCAGAAAACCAGUCAGUAUCUGGUGUGACCACCAUUUGCCUCAUGCAGCGCGACAAAUCUCCUUCGCAUAGAGUUGAUGAGGCUGUUGAUGGUGGCCAGUGGCCACUCCUUUUCAAUGGCUGUGCAAAGUUUCUGGAUAUUGGUGGGAACUGGAACACGCUGUCGUGGGUGACAUGUCUGGUGAGUAUGCAGGACAUGGAAGAACUGGGACAUUUUCACCUUCUAGGAAUUGUGUACAGGUCCUUGCGACAUGGGGCAGUGGAUUAUCAUCCUGAAACAUGAGGUGAUGGUGGCGGAAGAAUGGCACGACAAUGGGCCUCAGGAUCUCGUCACGGUAUCUCAGUGCAUUCAAAUUGUCAUCGAUAAAAUGCAAUUGUGUUCGUUGUCCGUAGCUUAUGCCUGCCCAUACCAUAACCCCACCACCACCAUGGGGCACUGUGUUCACAAUGUUGACAUCAGAAAACCGCUCGCCCACACAACGCUAUACACGUGGUCUGCGGAUGUGAGGCUGGUUGGAUGUACUGCCAAAGGCAGUUUAUGGUAGAGAAAUGAACAUUCAAUUCUCUGGCAACAACUCUGGUGGACAUUCCUGCAGUCAGCAUGCCAAUUGUACGCUCCCUCAAAACUUGAGACAUCUGUGGGAUUGUGUUGUGUGACAAAACUGCACAUUUUAGAGUGGCCUUUUAUUGUCCCCAGCAAGGUGCACCUGUUUAAUGAUCAUGCUGUUUAAUCAGCUUCUUGAUAUGCCACACCUGUCAGGUGGAUGGAUUAUCUCUUGGUAAAGGAGAAAUGCUCACUAACAGGGAUGUAAACAAGUGUGUGCACAGCAUUUGAGAGAAAUAAGCUUUUUGUGCUCAUGGAAAAUGUCUGGGAUCUUUUAUUUCAGCUCAUGAAACAUGGGACCAACACAUUGCUAAAUACACUGAACAAAAACAUAAACGCAAUCUUAUUGCUUAGGGGUAGAAGCUGUUCAGGAACCUUUUGGUCCCAGAUUUAGCGCUCCGGUACCGUUUGCCGUGCGGUAGCAGAGAGAACAGUCUAUGACUUGGGUGGCUGGAGUAUUUGACAAAAUGUCCCGUUGAUAGGAUAGUCUCGAACGAAGCUUGUCAAGUUUAGAACAGAGGGUAGAGGUGGUUUAUUUACUCGUCACCACAGUCUUCGUCCAGAUCGAGGUGAGUGGUUGCUGUUCUGAUGUCCAGAAGCUUUUUAUGAUCUGCACAAAAAAAAAAAAAAAAUUGCAGAUUUGGUUAUGAGCCUGUAAAACGCUGGCUAUGCAUCCUAGCGUCAUCUUAGACUCAUCACAGCUAUUUCUGGAUGCCUCUCUCUGGAUCAAUGCUCUGUAUAGAGACCCAUUGAUUAGGCUCUCCCAGCUAUUGAUCUGGCAACCCUGCAUUAAUAGGCCCCGUGUAGCUCAGUUGGUAGAGCAUGGCGCUUGCAACGGCAGCAUUGUGGGUUCGAUUCCCACGGGGGGCCAGUAUGAAAAUGAAUGCACUCACUAACUGUAAGUCGCUCUGGAUAAGAGCAUCUGCUAAAUGACUAAAAUGUAAAAUGAAAUGGCGCAAGAGAGGCGAGAGCUCUAAUGUGUUUGGAAUGGGCAGAGAUUGGUCUGGGUGACAAUAACCUGAUUAAGGAUUUGAUAAGGGUGUGAGGGAUUGUUUGUACAUUCUAUCAUACGAUCGAUUUGUUUGACUGCCUUUGAUUGAUCCUCUUUCUCUCGCAUGCUCUCUCUCUCACUCUCUCUCAUAGGCUUUCCUUCCCUCCAUAUUCACACAUUCAUUCAUGAGUCAUUCCGUUUAUACGCAAGUCUAUUUUUUGAGUGUUUUGCACAAGCUGUAUGAAGACUGAAGUGCCAAUAGUAUCCCUGAGAUACUGAACCUCUGGUGUGUCUCAGUAAUAAUCUAAAGCCAGAGAGGGACCUCAAUAAAGAAAAUGACGUAAACCAUAAGGACAGUGAAAAAGACAGUGGAGUGAAAGAAAGAAAUGGAGGGAGAGAGAGGGGGAGAAACAAAGGGAUGAGAUUGCUCAGGUGUGCAGGUGGAGGACUGUAGCUGCUCUGAGUGGGUGGCAUCCCCUGGUGAAGUGACAGACAGCAGGCAGACGUGUGUGUGUGUGUGUGUGUGUGUGUGUGUGUGUGUGUGUGUGUUUGUGUGUGUGAGAGGGAGGGAGGGAGGAACUGUGUGAGAGAGAGGGGGGGUAUGUGAGAGAGUGUGUGUGAGCAUAUAGCUUGACAUUUUUCCCCUCAAUCUCUAAUAAUCACAUCCUGGUGUUCAGCCGUGUUCACCACUGUCGUCUCUCGUUAGUGGUCGGAGGCAGAGGUGAGGCGAGGCGGGCGAGUAGGUGAGCUGGCAGGAAAGACUAAUAAAUUAUCACACGGCGCAAAGCGCUGGCUCGCCUAGACAGCCGCCGCUAGUCAGCUCUCAUAUUGAGCUCUCUCUCUCUCUCUCUCUCUCUCUCUCUCUCUCUCUCUCUCUCUCUCUCUCUCUCCCAUAUCUCACUCUCCCCUCUUUCUCUCCCUGUGCCUCUCAGGCACCAGGAAGCUGCCCAGACAGACAUACAGCCAGCCAACGUAAUCAAACCCAGAGUAAUCUCCAAAGCCUUCCUCCAUCAAAGCCCUUGGCUUAACUCCCUUUUCCUCCAGUCCGCUUUUUGAGUUCAGGGUUCAGAAAGUACCUUCAGAGACAGGAUUGGUAUCCCCGGCCGAAUAUGAUUUAAAGACGGGACCUCAGGACCGUUACCAGGAUUGUUAA